This is a messenger RNA of Zea mays, 1645 nucleotides long. RefSeq lists its product as uncharacterized. The record is from RefSeq and is marked provisional. Bases 16 to 927 code for a protein of 303 amino acids. Lineage: Eukaryota; Viridiplantae; Streptophyta; Magnoliopsida; Poales; Poaceae. The transcript is spliced from 3 exons. Gene Ontology annotation, molecular function: acyltransferase activity, transferring groups other than amino-acyl groups.
CAGUUCGCUCCUCCCAUGGCGGCGUCGCCCGCUCUCGUCUCGCUGACUCCCGCCGUCUCCAGGCAUCCCCACCUCCUCUUCUGCUCCCCUUGCCCCCCGCCGCGCCACAUCCGCCUCGCCCCUCCAACCGCCACACCCGCCUCGGACGGAAACGGCCUCGGCCCCGGCCCCGGCCCCGGUGUCUUCCUAUCGCCGCGCGCGCUCUCGCAGCUCGACGAGCUCGCGGCCUUCCGCUACGAGCACGCCUUCCCGCACGGCCUCCUCACUGUGCGCGCCCUCUCGCGCGGCCCCGACGACGACGCCGUGGCCGAGGCGCUCGUCCGCCUCCUCGCCUCCUCCUUCUCCGAGACCGUGCGCUGGGCCCCGGCCCAGCGGUACGCGCAGCUCCUCACGUUCGUCAUCCGCAGGUACCUCCACGACCGCCGCGGGCUCGCUCCGCACGCCGCGGUGCUCGUGGGGUUCUACCGCCCCGCCGACGCCGACGCCGGCGCCGACAACGCCAACGCCGCCCCGGAGGACGACGAAGGGGAGGGUGGGGAUGAAGGGGAGAUGGCGUGCACCGCGGAGGUGUCGUUUGACGCGGUGGGCGCACCAGGGGCCCCGCCCACGCCCACUCCGCCGCUCAACUUCCCCUACAUCUGCAACAUGACUGUGAAGACGCCACUGAGAAGGAGAGGAAUUGGAAAGCAACUUCUUAAGGCAUGCGAGGAUCUGGUUUUCAAGAUGAAUGCCAAAAGACGUGUAUACCUUCACUGUAGAAUAAUUGACCAAGUCCCAUUCAACAUGUACACGAAAGCUGGAUACAGUAUUGUCCAGACUGACAGUAUAUUGGUCUGGCUGAGCCUUCAAAAGCGCAAGUACUUGAUGAGCAAGGAAUUACCCCAAGCUUCUGUUGUUAGUGAGACUUCAACCAAAAACUUUGAGUGAUAAUAUUUGACAAGCUGAAUGUGCCACGGGACCAACAGUUGUUCAAGUUAUUGAGCGCUGAUCUAAGUGCCAUCUGAACAGCUGAAGUGACAUCGAAGCUUGUAAUGUUAUCCUCUGAGCAGUAUAUGCAUAUUGCAUCCAAUGAGUUUCCCACCUUUAUACAGAUAUUUCCCCCCUGAAUAACUAUCAGGAACUUCAUAUGACUAAGAUAUUGAUCUCAAGCAAGUCUGCAGCUAAUAUUUCAUCAAGUUUGUCCAGGUGUAUGUCAUGCAUUUCAACUUAUGUGACAUUGAUCUCUCUUUCUGAUUCUUCUACUAGAAAUUUGGUCUACAAUGCCAUCAGUGUAAAAUUGUGGGAUCUAAAGUGCCAAGUGAAAACUUUAUCUUUACUGUGACUGUAAACUUUGGUUGGAGUUUCCACCAUGGGAGUUAACAUCAUGCUGAUGAGCCACUUUGGCCUAUUGUAGCCUCUAGAUCACUUAACCAUAUGAAUCAGGCUAUGUGAAGAUCUGAGGAUACUAGGAUAUCACCUAAUGGAGAUGAUAUAACUGAAUAUCAAUCCAAAUUGACUUUCUUGUGUUCAUAUCCUUAGUGAUGCAAGGCAAUUUUCAACAUGGGAAACUUUCAGUUGCUGACUUCAAUGAUAAUCUUGUCAAAGAACACUGGUCUACUCUAUAGAGUCUAUACUAUGUCAAUUUGUCACUGGUGACUAAGGGUAC